AUCCUUUUCUCUACACUGCAGGUUCACAGUAGUGGCUAAUUUUCCUUUGUCGUGUGAAGACUAUUUGAUUAUUAAAGUCUUUAUAAAUUGCUCAUUGGCUGCUUCGUCUUCAGAUUCUCGUUCAAGUAUUUUUUUCUUGUUCUUUUUUAUUCAUCCUUUUAUAUUCUGCCUUUUUUUGUAGAAGAAGAAUUUGAAACACAGCAAGCUGAUUUCCCCCAUGUCGAAGCCAGUGAUUGCUCCAAGGCAAGUCGUUGGUAGGCCUAGCCCAGCCCUGGUGGCUUCCUCCCCGUCCGUCAAUGAAAAUAGCCCCUCAGCUGCCUCUCCUCCUGUCCUGGUCAAGUUGAGACCCCCUACCACAACGGCUCCUUUCAGCUCAGUAAGUACUCCAAGCACUAGCAUAAUGACUUCUAGAGAGUGGGUUUUACCCCCUAGGCCCAAGCCGGGUAGAAAACCAAGUGUUGAUACUCCUGCCUCCAAACGGAAAGCUCAAAACAGAGCUGCCCAAAGAGCCUUCAGAGAAAGAAGAGCCACAAGAGUCCAGGAACUCGAAUCUAAGUUAUUGGAGGUUGAAAAGGAGCGUGAUGUCAAGGAGAUGGGGUUGAUAAACACCAUCAAUAAGAUGAAGUUGGAGAACCAAUACUUAAUCAAGAGUCUCGAGCAAUUAAAAGCUGAGGUUCAUUCGAUUAAAAGACCAUCCGGCAGCGGUCCCACUCCAAGCUCUGCCGGUUCCAGUACUGGAAUCUAUGGUGCAACAGGUAUGGUCCAUAGUGGUGUGCUGGCUAAAUCGCCGACAAAUUUAGCGUCAAAUUCUCCCACCGCUUCCAUAUAUUCAGUGCAACAAAUUAGCCCAGCUCCUUCUGCUUCAGCUGAUUCUCCUCCAGUUUUGGGUAUUAACUUCAAGAGAUAUUCAAAAGCUUCGGUAUCCAUAGGAAGAACUCCGAAGAUCGAAGAACACAAUAAUGAGUUUGACUGUGGUGUUUGUAUGAAAGAUGAUUGUAUAUGUGAGUCUAUUGGGAUAAAAGAAAAGACUCAUCCACACUCUCAUAAUCACAACUUGGAGGAAACCCUUUCCAAGUUCAAACCCAUGCAAGCUGUUUCAUUAAAGAGGAAGUCGACUACUCAAGAAAUCGAUUUCACCAGGAAAUUCAAUAAGAGGGCUUUGCCAGAUUUCAAGAAAACAGUUUCUGAACAAUCAGUCUCGGCAGAUUCUAAGUUUGACGAAAGUUCACCUGUUGAUAACUGUGGAUUUUGUUCAGAUGAUACUCCCUGUGUCUGCAGAGAGGCUGCCAAAGAAGCUGCUCGAUUGAACGAAUCAUUAAACCAUACCUCCAAUGACCAUGAUGAUAGUGACCUCCAUAACGACGAUGACAGCGAUGACUUUGAUGACCAGACUUUGCCCCCAAUUCAGAUGUCUUCUUCCAUAAGGAAGAUCUCCUUACCGGUGAUGCACCCAGGUCCGUCUGUGGGAAUUAGAGAUAUCACCAACUUGACCCCAGGAGCAGUCCCGACUGUUAUGACCCCCACGAUAGGAACUCCAACAAGUAGUAACCCAACAGGUAUUCCUUCUAAUGCUGGAAACAACAGCAAUUCUGAGUCGGGGUGUACAGGUAACCCUGGUGCAUGCCUGCAAUGUCAAACGGAUCCAAUGUCAACAUUAUUUUGUACAACCGUUGCGAAUAAAGGCAAAGAAUCUAACGAGAGAGGAGGUUCAAGAAGUGGAAGUUCGAGCUCUGACUCUGUACCAAACUCCAGUGCCUACUCUGGAACAAGUUUAAGUGCAGGCUCUACCUCUAAUGCUGCUUCCCCAAGAGACUUACCUCCACUUUCUUCUUCAGCCACUAGCAUGAAUCCUUCUACUCCUUUGGACACCACUAACCCUUCUACGCCUACUUCCACUAUGAUGCAUAUGGCUAACAAUGGUACUAUGUUUAUUCCUUGUGCUGAUGCUUACAAAACACUUUCAAGGCAUAAAAAAUUCAAUUCUGUUGAUUUCAGUACUUUAGUAGGCAAACUUACUACUAGAGGCAUGCAGGUUGAGGUACAAUCCGUUGCCAAUGUAUUAAGAGAGCUUGAUAGAAGAGUUUACAACUGAUUGACUAUUACAGAGAAAGGUAUGAUAUUUUAUAAUGUAAUAUACGAAUGUUUAAUGGACCAGUAUCCUGUAUUGCAUUUUGAUC
Molecule: messenger RNA, 2177 nt
Organism: Yamadazyma tenuis ATCC 10573
Lineage: Eukaryota; Fungi; Ascomycota; Pichiomycetes; Serinales; Debaryomycetaceae
Source: RefSeq, a predicted model, not a curated record